Molecule: messenger RNA, 2036 nt
Organism: Clupea harengus (Atlantic herring)
Lineage: Eukaryota; Metazoa; Chordata; Actinopteri; Clupeiformes; Clupeidae
Gene: prrg4
Product: proline rich Gla (G-carboxyglutamic acid) 4 (transmembrane)
Cellular component (GO): plasma membrane; extracellular region
Molecular function (GO): calcium ion binding
Source: RefSeq, a predicted model, not a curated record
AUUUAUUGGGUCUGGCAGGUAAACUGAACAGGAGUGGUCUGUGGCAAGUUGAGAGAAACCGAAAUCAUUUCCUGGGUUUUACUGCUCGGCUAUUGAACAAGGAUUUCCACUUCUGCAAUUGUUCAACAACGAUGAAAAGGCUUCCGUUGCCCAAAUAUCCUAGUCUUUAGCUCUAUACAUUUAAUAAUUGUCUCCAGUCGAAUGGCGAUGUAUAAAGUUUUGUUUGUACUAUGCCACCUUGUGCCAUAUGGACUGCCUGCAUGUACGAAAAAGUUGGAACACACACAGGAUAUUGAAGAUAUUUCCAACACAGUGUUUGUGGAUGGGGAAAAUGCUAACAAAUUCUUUAAGCGCCAUCUACUGCUUAAUCGGUUCGACUUUGAAAUCUUUACCCCUGGUAAUUUGGAGAGAGAAUGUAUGGAGGAAGUAUGUAGUUACGAGGAAGCACGGGAGGUCUUCGAAAACAUACCAGAUACAGAUACAUUUUGGAAAGCGUACACUGGCCAGGAACAACACCCAUCCCGCUUUGACGUGACUGCAUUGUUGGUCGGACUCAUAGCAGGUGGAGUCACACUUGUUAUAAUGGGCCUGCUCAUCUGGUACGCCUGUCAGAGAAGGUUCAAGGGCGGUGGUCCUCCAGGACCUGGCCGUGCGCGCACCAGAAGGAGUAAUGCCUCUCUGAUCAUUCGGCGACUGGAGGAGAUUUCUUUACAGCCAGUGGGACCAUCCCCUCCAGAGGAUCUCGAUGCCCCUGGCUUGCCCUCAUAUCAGCAGGCGAUAGCAACCACAGGACCACAUGAUGCUCCUCCUCCUCCGUAUCCAGGGUCAAGGCCAGGCACCCUUCGGCGGUAGCAUCAAUAUGUGUAGGAAUGGGGAAGAUUUUAUGAAGGAAGUCAUGAUCACUUUCAGGAGGCUGGGGUUAUAGAUGUGCCCUUGUUGCAGAGUGACCUGCUUGACAAACUUACACUGAUAUUUAAUGUGAUACUUUGUGAUUGUUGUGAGUGUUGUAUGUUUAGUUGUGCUGAUGAGAGAGAUUUGGCCUCGGUUUUCCAGUUCUUUUCAGUGUAAGUCAAUUUUCUAAACAUUUUAACUUUGAUGGCAUACUUGAAAUACUUGGUGCAUGGUCCAAUCAUAGCACUUCAGGGAUUGAAUGAGGAGGCUAGGUAACCAAUAUGAAGCAUGUUUUGAAGGCGGCAUAUAACUAAUUAUUUAAUAUGCAGUGGAUGUUUUUGGAAUCGGACAACAAAGAGUAUGUUUGACACUGACUGAAUUGAGUGCAAUAAUGAUCUACUUGAUUAUCUAUUGACAAACAUCUGUUUUCUGAAACUAAAACUCCACAGAAGAGAACACUUUCAGUGCCUAUAAGCUGUAUGCCGAAUAACAGACCACUAGUCUUUAAGCACUGUUUAAGCACAGCAGGUACUAAACUGCUGUGUAGAAGGCAAUUACCAUAUCAUUACCAUCUAUAACAUGCAUGUAGGUUAGUUAAAUAUACCAUAAGUUGUGUAAUGCUGCACUUUUAUCUGGGAGGAGGCUAUUCCAUAUGUGCAAUUAUUUUUCAGGAAUGUUUGUGAAUAUAUAUCUUUGAAUCAUUUGUAUGUCAGCAAAAUGUUUUGAAAAUGGCAUUCCAUUUUUUGUUUCUACAUGAAGCUUUUGAUACAUGGUGAUUGACAAUAGUCUCACACUGAAGAGACAGUAUACAUGUACAACUUCUUUCACUGAUGUCUGGACAUACAGUCACUGCUCUGCUAAACAUGCAUGUCUAUCUAUACCUGUAUAUUUUGAUUCGAUUUUUUAGUCUUGGGGAUAUUGAAAAUGAUCCAAAAUCAUCUCAUACUCCAUUCUUAUUUAAUGACUAUCAUUCAGACCUUGAGGAAAUUUUCUGCAACGCUACAAAUAAACCAAGGGUUAGAAUGUAUUAGUUCUUGCCUGUUUAAGCUAUUUUGGUAUUUGAGGUUGCACAGCCCCAUUGAUCCAUAUAUCAGCUUAAGAAGAUACUGUGAUUAUUCUACAAUAAACGUUUAAAGUUUUGUUAA